Molecule: messenger RNA, 995 nt
Organism: Zea mays
Lineage: Eukaryota; Viridiplantae; Streptophyta; Magnoliopsida; Poales; Poaceae
Biological process (GO): chromosome segregation
Cellular component (GO): MIS12/MIND type complex
Source: RefSeq, marked validated
ACGGGGAGAAGUCGAACAGCGGCCGCGCGCGGGGAAGUUGCCCGGCGGCGGCGGAUCUCGGAGGCAGCGACGCGCGGGUGGAGGAGCUCAGUGACAGCGCCAGUGCCUAUCGAGCGAGCGAAUCGAGGAGAUUCUCCCCACUGUUUCUUUCCUGCUGAUUCCGAUUUCGCGUUGAAACACCGGGGGGAGAAGAAUUGCGGGCGACCAUAACUCGGCAAGAAGCGGCUCCAAAAAGGGCAUCUACCUUUGCCGAUUCCGGCACCGAUGGAUCCCGCGGCGUCGGGGAGGUUCGACAAGCUCCAGAGCUCGUUCAAGCUCUCCAUCCAGUGCCUCCUCACCGCCUGCUCCCGCGAGGAUGUCAAUGACGCUUUCUCGUCCUUCACUGAUGCUGAGAAGGAGCGUUUGCACCGGAUGCUCACCCUUGUGAUGAAGAAUCUGCAUGCCAACGUAGUGGAUGAGUUUGACGACUUCUGCCAAGAAACACAGGUGGCUGCUGCCCUUGAAAAGAUAGAUGACUUUGUUGAAAAGCAGAAUCUUGAUGCAUUAUCUUCAGAGAAGACUACUGUUGAAGAAAUCGAAGAAAAGGUAUCAAGAGCAAAAAAGGAUGAAAUUGAAUAUUUGACUGGUUUACUGAAAAAGGUUGAAGAAAGUAACAAUGCCAAGAAAGCUCGAAUUGAACUCCUGAAGAAAGAGGAGGAUUUAACUGCUGCAAGAGAUGUCCUCAAUAAGAUGACGCAGUGGAACUCUGCACUCGUGGAGAACAUUAACCCUUGAAUCUGUGUGAUGACGAUUCAUUGGCGUCAAAGGACAUCUUUGUAUAGGGGUGUGUUAGAUUGGAUGACAUGUGAAUGUGAUUCAUGGAUCAGCCUGGAUGUUCUGUUAUGAUUAAGAACUGCUAUGUAUCGUGCAAUAGACACAUCGUCUGUACUUUGGAUGUUAUUAUCAGGUCCCAAACUUCAUUAUAUCCAAUAUGUUACAAUAUCAUUUUGGUGACU